AUGGGAAAGCGAACCCUGUUCACCAACAUCACCCCCCUGCCGUCGAGCGUGACGAAGGAGAUUGCUAUCGCUAUGCUUCACAAUCACGACGAGAUGAUCGAGCUGAAUCCUAUGGUUAUCGAGCAUCAUCCCAUCAAAACCCCGCGAGACGCUCCGGCGGACGAAUUUCUCGACUGUGUCUGGCAAGAGUUAACAGAUAAGGUGCACUACCUGCCGGGCGGCCUUGUCAAGGGCAAAGUGUCGUACAAAGCUUGCUUUCAUGACCUGCCCACUGGAUUGCAAACACAUAUCUACGCACCAACCGGGCUGGACAUCAGAGAAAAGUGGACGAUAUGCGGCACCUUGCCCGGUGAGCCUCCCGAACGACGAGAGUUGGGAUCCAAUGCUCCAUCAUCUGGUCUCUAUCUGAAAGAAGAAGGCGAUAUGCGGUGCAACCGGUUGCUUAGUAGCUUUGUCCGAAGGAAUCUUGAUGAAGCGCACAAGGUUCUCGUUGAGCGAAUCAUGAGGAAGGCACAGUUACUGGAACAGCAUAGAUCGACCUUCUCCCUGCAGAAGCGUAGCGACACCUUCUCACCCGAGAACUUUUAUAACACUGGACCCUCUCAAACAUCGCAAUCCUCACGCAACACAACCCCCGGCGGAGGUUUUCAGCCUGGUUCCCAUAUGUCUCAGUCCAGAAUCCUGCAAUCACCGACAUUGCAAUCACCUGCGACAACGUCCCAUACGCCUCAACGACAUGCUCAACACCCCUCGUACCCUCCGCCCAGUCUCGCCGAACACCCUGCUUUCCGUAACGAAAACAACCCUGAUCAUUCCGCCCAACAUCAAGGCCACAACUACAGCAGAAGCUGGUCCACAAACGGCUCGACCACUUACGCCCCAUCGCAGGGCUCUCAACCCACCCAGAACAGUGCCUUCUACGCAUCGACUCCCCUACCGCAGCAGCAAGCCCGGCAAGCAAAGCAGCAAUUUGUGGCCGAGCUUCCAGGCUCAGAACCACCGGAAAUGCAAUCGCUGAGUCCGCCAUCGGGAGAAUCAUCCGAGCGCGAUUAUCGUUACAGCGUGCUAAGCGAGCUGAGCAGCGAUGUACCCGCUGGUGGCACGGAUCGUGGAAGCAUAGUGAGUGACCUGGCCCCGCAGCAGCAGGUCUGGCGGCAGAAGUACGGGAAUGGCCAUGCUGCCUACAGCGGAGCAGAAUUCUCUCCGCAGCAGCAGCAACAACAGCACCAACAGCGAUGGAUGUGA
Cyphellophora europaea CBS 101466 is the source of this 1245-nucleotide messenger RNA. RefSeq lists its product as uncharacterized. The record is from RefSeq and is a predicted model, not a curated record. Bases 1 to 1245 code for a protein of 414 amino acids. The transcript has a single exon. NCBI's taxonomy places the organism in Eukaryota, Fungi, Ascomycota, Eurotiomycetes, Chaetothyriales, Cyphellophoraceae.